Humulus lupulus (European hop) is the source of this 1194-nucleotide messenger RNA. Its product is annotated as ervatamin-B-like. Lineage: Eukaryota; Viridiplantae; Streptophyta; Magnoliopsida; Rosales; Cannabaceae. Gene Ontology annotation, cellular component: lysosome. Gene Ontology annotation, molecular function: cysteine-type endopeptidase activity. The record is from RefSeq and is a predicted model, not a curated record. The transcript is spliced from 2 exons. Bases 71 to 1114 code for a protein of 347 amino acids.
UACAUGCAAUAGCUAAUUUAGACAUAUAAAUCUUCAUUCUCAGUCCAUAUUCCUACAUGGGAAGUCACUCAUGGAGGUACCUAUAAUGUUAAGGAGUGCCUGUUUAGCCAUAUUAGUUCUAUGGACGCUGUGGUCUCCUUUAAGGGCAAACUCAGAGCCAUACAAGCCUCGAGAGACCAGUGGACGCAGUGAAGAAGCAGUGAAAGAGAGUUUCGAGAGGUGGAUAAUACAACAUGCGCGAAACUACACAAAUGAAGCGGAGAGGGAACUUCGUUAUUGGAUUUACCAUUUGAAUCUUUUGUUAAUCGACGAAGUGAAUUCUCUAGACCUUCCUUACAAGCUCAUCGACAACAAAUAUGCAGAUAUGACGAAUUCCGAGUUUCAAGAGAUCUUCUUGGGUUUUAAACCAUUGUUGCAUCAUCAAACAAACUUUAGAUAUGGGGAUGGUGUGAAUUUGCCAAAGCAAGUGGAUUGGAGAAAGAAUGGCUCUGUCACUUCAGUCAAGGAUCAAGGCCAAUGUGGUAGUUGUUGGGCAUUUUCUUCAGUAGCAGCUGUUGAAGGCAUCAACCACAUCAAAACUGGGAAAUUGGUAUCUUUAUCAGAACAACAGCUUAUGGACUGUGAUGUUACCUCAGGGAACCUGGGCUGCAGAGGUGGAUACAUGGACAAAGCAUUUGAAUAUGUCAAAAGGAAUGGACUAACCACAGAAAAAAAUUAUCCUUACCAAGGAGCUGAUGGCUCAUGCAAAGGAAACAAAGUCAAAAAUGGAAAAGUGACAAUAAGUGGUUACGAAAGAGUACCUGCCAAUGACGAGCGAAAGCUACAAACUGCAGCUUCUCACCAGCCUAUCUCUGUUGCAAUCGAUGCUGCUAGUUAUGAGUUUCAACUCUAUUCCCAUGGUGUCUUCACCGGCCAAUGUGGAACCGACCUUAAUCAUGGAGUGACUGUAGUAGGCUAUGGAGAACAGAAUGGCUCCAAGUAUUGGCUUGUGAAGAAUUCAUGGGGAGCUGACUGGGGUGAAUCUGGUUAUAUAAAGAUGAAACGUGAUUCCAAAGAUAAGAGAGGUCAAUGUGGCAUUGCCAUGGAUGCCAGCUACCCUUUAAAGGAUUCUUAGAACUUGAUGAUUUAUUUGUGGUUGUUGGCAAAAAUAAUAAUUAUAAUAAGUAUGCCAAUCCACCGGUGAAGGUGUUACUA